CUCAGUUGGCUUGUUGUCUUUGUACAUGAUAGAAUUAGAGAUGGGACAACUUCUUGCCGUCCUAACUUGGGUUUGUAUAUUAAACCAAUCUGAUGCUUAUCAAUGACUUACUGACUAAGACAACAGGAAUUAAUAAAAAUGUGAAAGCUAGACAACAGGAAUUAUUCUUGUCGGCUUAUGUAAGGCAUUACAUGUAACCACAUGAGUAUAAACUUCAAACACGAGAUAUCAUAUGAUAUGAUGUCUACAGUAGGGAGAUGCAAACUAGGAGAAUCAUUCAAAUCAAAGCUUGAGAUGGUGACCUCUGGAUUUUACUAAAUACAAGGAUUUAUUUUAUUGAGAUUGAAAGCUACAACCUUACAAUGCUCCUCAGCCUUUUUAUCAGAAGUGUACUCCUGGCUAUCUUUCAUAUAUUGUUGGGCUUUGUGGAGCCUAGUUUUAUUUGAUCCGGUUUGACGAUCCGACCCGAAUAAUAUUACGCGGUUUUUUAAUGGGAGAUUGGCAUCAAAGCUUUCGCUGGCAUAACAUAUAUGCUAUAGUUGCUUCAGAGGCUUAUUAUCCGGAGCUUAUAGCAAUGACUGUCUCUCUCCUCUCCUUUGUCUUGCUUCUCUUCAUUUCUUCAACCAACCAUAUCACAGCUCAAUCACCAGCCACCCCAGUUACAAACUUCUCGUGCACCACAGACUCACCUGCCUCAUGCCAAACAUAUGUCAUCUACCGUGCUCAGGCACCUGGAUUUUUGGACGUGGGAAAUAUAUCUGAUCUGUUUGGGAUCAGUCGCUUAUCAAUUGCAGAAGCAAGCAAUCUGGCUUCUGAGGAAGCUCGGUUGAGUCCAGACCAGCUUUUACUGGUACCUAUCUUGUGUAGCUGCACUGGAAACCAUUAUUUUGCAAACAUUACUUAUAAGAUCAGGACAGAUGAUAGCUUCUACUUCGUUUCAGUCACUGUGUUUGAAAAUCUCACCAAUUAUAAUGCAGUGGAAGCUUUGAACCCUGGUCUGGAACCGACCACCUUGCAGGUUGGUGUUGAAGUAGUCUUCCCUUUGUUCUGUAAGUGUCCAUCGAAGUCACAUUCGGAUAAAGGCAUCAACUAUCUUAUUACUUAUGUGUGGCAACCUGGUGAUGAUGUAUUGCUUGUGGGUACUAACUUGAAAGCAUCCCCAGUUGAUAUCAUAGAUGAAAAUAACAAUCUGAACUUUAGUGCUUCGGUGGACCAGCCAGUGUUGAUCCCUGUUUCACAACCUCCACUUCUCACUCAGCCUGAAAGAAGGGCAUCCAAAGGCAGGUGGAUCCUUGCUUUGGUUUUGAGCACAGGAGCUCUUUUAAUUUUCCUUUUGGUGAGCCUGCUGGUCUACACUGGUUUGAUCAGGAAAAAGAGGACUCUGGAUCAUUCAAAGUCCUCUUUGGAGACCACUGAUCUCAUUAAAGUGAAGAAAGCUCCAGAGGAUGAAAAAUUUGAGCUUAAGAUCAUACAGGAUAAGCUACUUCCUGGGGUUUCAGGCUACCUUGGCAAGCCAAUCAUGUACGAGACUAAAGUCAUUAUGGAGGCAACAAUGAACCUCAAUGAACACUACAGGAUCGGAGGAUCAGUAUACAGGGCCACAAUCAAUGGUCAGGUUGUUGCUGUAAAGAAAACCAAAGAAGAUAUCACAGAGGAAUUAAGGAUACUGCAGAAAGUAAAUCAUGGGAAUCUGGUCAAAUUGAUGGGCGUCUCAUCCGAUGCUGAUGGGAAUCGCUUCUUGGUUUAUGAAUUUGCUGAAAAUGGUUCACUGGAUAAGUGGUUGCACCCAAAGCCUUCUUCCCCUUCAAGCUCUGUAGCUUUCCUCACAUGGAGCCAGAGGAUACAGGUAGCCCUAGAUGUGGCCAAUGGCCUGCAAUAUAUGCAUGAGCAUACUCAACCAAGCGUUGUUCACAGGGAUAUCAGAGCAAAUAAUAUACUUCUAGACUCCAGGUUUAAGGCCAAGAUCGCAAACUUCUCUAUGGCUACACCUGCUAUGAACUCUAUGAUGCCAAAAGUUGACGUUUUUGCUUUUGGGGUUGUUCUAUUGGAGUUGCUUUCAGGGAAGAAAGCCAUGCAAAUGAGAGCCAAUGGUGAGAUUGUUAUGCUGUGGAAGGAUAUAAGGGAGAUCUUAGAAGUCGAAGACAAGAGAGAAGACAGGAUAAGGAGGUGGAUGGAUCCAACAUUGGAGAACUUUUAUCCCUUUGAUGGUGCUCUCAACUUGGCAGGGUUGGCAAGGUCAUGCACACAGGAGAAGUCUUCAGCAAGGCCAAGCAUGGCAGAAAUCGCCUUUAAUCUCUCUGUCCUCAGUCAGACAUCUUCUGAAACCUUGGAAAGGUCCUGGACUCAGGGGUUUGAACCAGAAGAAACAAUACAAAUAAUCAAUCCGGUCAUAGCUCGUUGAUUUGGCUAAUGAAUGAUGGGUUAUAUAUGUCCAAAUAGAUUGAUUUCCUUGUAUCUUAUAUUUCCUGAGUAGUGAAAUCCAUGUAUAUUUUGUUCUGCAAA
Vitis riparia (riverbank grape) is the source of this 2502-nucleotide messenger RNA. RefSeq names its product serine/threonine receptor-like kinase NFP. Gene Ontology annotation, biological process: protein phosphorylation. The coding region runs from base 491 to 2401 and encodes 636 amino acids. Lineage: Eukaryota; Viridiplantae; Streptophyta; Magnoliopsida; Vitales; Vitaceae. The transcript has a single exon. Gene Ontology annotation, molecular function: protein tyrosine kinase activity; ATP binding. The record is from RefSeq and is a predicted model, not a curated record.